UAUCUUCUGAAUUCAUUGGGAAGAGAGAAUGGUGACUGUGUCUCCAGCUUCACCUUGCCAUGCAGGAUCCUCAGUUUGAGAACAAGAACUGACAUCAUGCAAACCAGAGAGUUCCUCAUAGGAAUGAUUUUCAUCUCUCUGACUAUAAUAGGAGUUCUAGGGAAUUUCACUCUUCUAUACCAAUAUAUAUGUUUUUAUAUAACAAGGUAUAGGUUAAGAUCUACAGACUGGGUUCUGAUGCACAUGGUUGUAGCCAAUAUCUUAACUGUACUGUGUAAAGGAGUGCCCCAGACAAUAUCCUAUUUUGGAUUUGAAGACUUUCUCAAUGAUAUUGGAUGCAAAUUGGUUUUUUAUGUACAUCGACUAUGUAGGGGUGCUUGUCUUGGCAGCACCUCAUUUCUUAGUGUGUUUCAGGCAAUCGUCAUCAGCCCUAGGAUCUCCAGGUAUCCAGAAUUUAAAGUGAGAACACUCAAGUGCAUUUGUUACUCUGUGUACCUCAACUGGGUAUUUUAUUCAUUUAUAAGCAGCGUUUUUAUUGUGAACAUGAGAGCAAAAUGUGGCAACGAAAGCGCAACAAAACUGAAAUCUUUUAUAUACUGUUAUUCUGUCAAACAUGAUCCAACCAGUGACAUGCUUUAUGCAACAUUACUGACAUUUCCUGAUAUGCUUUUGCUGGGGCUAAUGCUAUGGGCCAGUAGCUCCAUGGUUCUCAUGCUGUACAGGCACAAACAGAUGAUACAAUAUAUGUCUAAGACCAGUGUUUCUUCUAGAUCCUCCCCUGAGUCCAGAGCCACUAAAACCAUCCUUCUCCUGGUCAGUACUUUUGUCUCCUUUUCCACAAUUUCUUCCAUUUUUCACUUCUCCAUAGCUCUUGUGUACAGUCCCAGCUGGUUGAUGGUGAAUAUGUCUUCAAUGUCCACUCUGCUUUUCCCCACUGUUUGUCCCUUUCUGCUCAUGAUUCAAGACUCUCGGGCAUCCAGUUACUUGAAAAGGAAUAGAUACUUCCCCAAAGCCUCUGACCAAGAACAGAAUUGA
Molecule: messenger RNA, 1035 nt
Organism: Arvicanthis niloticus (Nile rat)
Lineage: Eukaryota; Metazoa; Chordata; Mammalia; Rodentia; Muridae
Source: RefSeq, a predicted model, not a curated record